GUGAAUGCAGUUAAACCAGAAGGCCAGCACUCAGUGAGAAUGAAAAAGCUGUUGAACUGAGCAUGGUCAGGUCAUUCCGAGUCUUCCCCAUUAAUACUUAUGUGAAAGCUUUUGCUUGGUUAUGAACACCGCAAGUGCUGGGAGACAGAACAAUAGCCAAGUCCUCCAAGGUUUAGCAAACACUAAGGCAAAAAGUUUAAGGUUUGGAAAAGUCUAUUAACUUCUGCUUGCCAAUUAAUAAAACCGUGAUGAUUUUGUUUUAGCGGCACAAUAUCUUGUUCUGGUUGCUAACCACCAGUUUUUAUAGGCAGAUAAUUUCACAACCACUAAUGCGAUGAGUCAGGAGAUCUGGGUUCAGCUCCCAGCCUGGCCACUUGCUGUGCUCUUGGGAAAACCACUGGACCUUGCCAAGCCAAUGGUUCCCACAUUUCUAAAAUAACAGCAACAAUAAUAAUGAGAAUGGGAAUCAUUAUGGAGCUUUGGUUUAGUGUGUUUCAGGCAUGGUUCUAAAGUCUUUCCCACUCACUUACUUUUCAUCACAUCCCUAGGAAGUAAGCACUGAAAUGAUCUCUUUACAGAGGGGGAAAUCAAGGCAGAGACGAAGUAACGUGCCCCACAAGCACCCAGCUGAUACUCGGUGACUCCAGAUUCAAACCCAAGCAUUCUGACUCUGAGGAAUAGAGACCCUACCCACUGAUAGCACUUGGGAGUGAGCAGGCAUGGGGGCCAGAACCGGGCGCUACGACCGGCAGCAGGCGCAGAAGUCAGCCGUCCAGGGGCCCAGACCAUCCAGCCCCACCCAGAAGGGCCCUUCUCCAAGACCUCCGCUGCCUCCAGCUCCGGCCUCGGCGGCGCCCGCCGGGGAAAGGACGCUAGGCUGGGUGGCCCUGGGGUCCCGGGCCUGUCCGGGAGCGCAGGGCGUGUGCUCACGAGCGGAGCCGCUGCACAGAAGGCCGGAGCCCGCGGGGAGGCUGGCAGCGCUGCGCGGGGCCCACGGGGUCGCUCUCAGCUGGGGCUCCGUGUCUCUGAAGGAGGGCGGCUCAGCCUGGGGACCGGAUCGCUCUCCGUCCAGACCCACGGCUCGGGGAAAACCCGGCCCCCAGGGCCUGGCGCGGGCCUAAGGACCGAAGCUACGGAAGAGACUUGCCCCUACGGUCAUUACAGGUAACGGGGGGCCAGGGCCGCCUGGGUGGGGGAGGCCGGAAGCCACCGACUCCCGUUUUCAGCUCAGGUCAUGACCUCAUGGUGGGGAGAUAGAGCCCCGCCUCGGGCUCCACACUCAUCGGGGAGUCUGCUUAAG
Lutra lutra (Eurasian river otter) is the source of this 1300-nucleotide messenger RNA. Its product is annotated as terminal nucleotidyltransferase 4A-like. NCBI's taxonomy places the organism in Eukaryota, Metazoa, Chordata, Mammalia, Carnivora, Mustelidae. The transcript has 2 exons. The record is from RefSeq and is a predicted model, not a curated record. Bases 720 to 1121 code for a protein of 133 amino acids.